CCGGAAGUCGUACUUUUCCUUGCCGGCCGAGAGCGUUUGCGUCCGUCUCGUUUUCCCAGCGGGCCAGCAUGGGGAGGCCACGCCGCAGAAUCCCGCCGGCUUUGCGGGCCCCGGCCGAGCGCGAAGAGAAGAUGGAGGAGCCCGAGGCGGGGGAGCCGCGCGUGACGGAGGAGGCGGACGACUUCCACGAGCGGCGGCUGGAGGAGGCGGUGCUGGCGGCGCUGGGCAGGGAGGACGAGGAGGAAGAAGAGGUGGAGGAAGAAGAGGAGGAGGUGCUGGGCCUGCACCUGUCCGAGAAUAGCGAGUCUGAGGAAGAUGGGGAUGAUAGGCCUGGUGAGGAGGAGGAGGAGUACGAUGAGCCUCUGGACAUGGACAGCGACCUGGAAGAGCAGCGGGGCGAAGGCCAAUGGGGCUCAGGCCUCCCCAGCGAGCUGGCUUGGGGUCAGAGGAAGAAGCUCUACUAUGGCACGGACUACGAGGGGGCAGCCCGCCGUCCCAAAGCCCCCAAGAAGACUAAGGAAGAGGUGGAAGCAGAGGAGCUGGAAGAAGAGGCGGAAGCCCAGGCCAUUCAGAGGAGGAUGGCGGAGAACUUGGCCGAGGAAGACUACGGCUUGGAUCUCCUUCAGGCUUACACCAGGACAGCGGAGCCACCAAGCAGAAAAGAAUCUGGGCAGAAAAUCGCCAAGGAUUUGGCGUCUCUUUCUAGAAAAGAGCAGCUGAAAUUGCUGAGGAAGGAAUCUCCCGAACUGCUGGAACUGAUUCAGGACUUCGAAGCCAAAGUAGUGGAGCUCAGAGAUGAACUGGAGCCCCUCAUGCAAAUGAUGGGUGACGGAGUCAUCCCAGCGGGAAAAGGGAGCCAGUAUUUGCAAACCAAGUACCACCUCUAUCUGAACUACUGCUGCAACAUCAGUUUUUACUUGGUGCUGAAAGCCAAAAGGAUUCCAAUCCAUGGCCAUCCUGUCAUCGAAAGGCUUGUCACUUACAGGAACCUGAUCAAUGACUUAGCGGUGGUGGACCAAAAACUGUUGCCAGAGGUUCGUCUGCUCCUUAAGGAAUUCCGCAGUAACGAGACCGAUGGGGUGGAAAGUAGGAAGAAGCUCCUGCCGUUGGUUAGGAAAACGGUUCAUAAAAGGAAAACGAAAUCUCCAAACUUUACUAAUAAUGAGGCUGAAGACGAGCUUGCGGAUGACUCUGAUUUUGAUGAGCAAGCUGCAUUGGAUUUUUACAAGGAGAUGGAAGAAAAGAUCAUGCUUAAGAAGAAGAGGAAACGAGAAGAAAAAGAAGGCACAAGUCAUCCCGUCGUUGAAGAGGUGGAAUCGGACCAAAAGAGAGGAGCAACGUACCAGAUGUUGAAGAAUAAAGGCCUUACGCCUAGGAGAAAGAAGAUUGAUCGCAACCCAAGAGUCAAACAUCGUGAGAAAUUCAGAAAAGCCAAGAUCCGUAGAAGGGGACAAGUUCGUGAAUUCCGAAGAGAAACGCAAAAAUAUGCAGGCGAAUUGUCUGGCAUCCGUGCUGGAGUUAAGAAAAGUAUUAAGCUCAAGUGAUCCAUUGUCUUCCUUUUUUUCACCUCUCCCUCUUUAUUUGCAACUAAAGAUAGCGGAUGUGAACUUAAUAAAUGUAUCUUUUUGGGGAA
Messenger RNA from Notechis scutatus (mainland tiger snake), 1633 nucleotides. It is a transcript of the gene UTP3, whose product is annotated as UTP3 small subunit processome component. The record is from RefSeq and is a predicted model, not a curated record. Gene Ontology annotation, cellular component: small-subunit processome; nucleolus. Gene Ontology annotation, biological process: maturation of SSU-rRNA from tricistronic rRNA transcript (SSU-rRNA, 5.8S rRNA, LSU-rRNA). Lineage: Eukaryota; Metazoa; Chordata; Lepidosauria; Squamata; Elapidae.